GUGGGACCGAUACACGGGAAGGCACAUCUUCGCUCCGUGAUCUCCGGCUACAAGAUUUUCGGAUCUGUCGCGUCUGCUCCGACGACCGGCUCGGUUAGUCACGCCGGAUUCGUAGGGAAGGAAUCUGUCGCGUCGCCGGUCCAAGAUCGACCUCCUUCCUCCCACGCUAUCGAGUUUCGCUGGAGCGCCGAUUUGGAAUCUCUUUCGAGUGCGGGAUUUAUCUUCUUUUUUUUUUUUUUGUUCAUUUCCGCAAUCUUUUUGGGAAGAGUGCGUUAUAAUGCGCAAUCAUCGAGUCGAUUGACGCGAAGCAUUUCGUUCUCUGUAAAAUUUCACAUAGCUGUCAAAAAAAUGAAUCUUUUAUCUUGCAGUUUAUGAUCGACAUUGUUCGAACCGUGCGCACGCGGUCAUCUGAUGUACGAAGAUUUGCGGAAAAUUGGGCAACGAUAAAGUGAAUUGAGUAAACUUACGAGUGACAAGGGAGGAAUCUGUCCAGUGGUUUUAGCGAAUCGGAGCGGAAAACUCCGCGCCUCGGGACGAAACCGGCCGGGAGCGACUCGGACAAAGUUAACAAGAAGGAAGAGGAGUUAACUAUAUCGAAUAUAUAUUGGAAACGCUAUGUCCUCGCUGAGACCAGUGAUUUAUUAUCUUUUCCCGAAAAGAGGCGACAGCUAAAUGGGAUAGAGAAAAGAGCGCUGUCGCGAUUUUACAGCGAGUAUCUUUGGCCUCGAUCAACUUCACUUUUGAUCAAUUUCUUCAUCUAUAUUGCGGCUGUAUAAUCUCUUCAUCUAUAUUGCUGCUGCAUUAUCUCGAAAGGUCGUAUCUUCUGCAUGAAUAUUGAUUGAUAUUUAACGGACACAAGCGAUUGUUUGAUGGAGAAUCUGAUGAUGCUGAUAAUCAUAUGUAUGUAUCCACGUCACGCGAGAGAGAAAUUUAAUUAAAUCGCCGCCGAAGACAAUUUCGCGCGUGAUGAGGUCGCGGGAGAUCGAACACGUGGACGAUCGGUGCGCUUUGGCUUUGAGCGAUCGAGUGCAGUGACAACUCUUCUUCCUCUCGACGAAAAUCCGUGAAAUGAUGACCCUCGUGACGGACGCGGUGCCCUACGCCUACGAAGCUACCGCGAGAUCGCCCUACGACGGUUACCGUCAUCACUUGCAUCAUCACCAUCACCAUCAUCAUCAUCCUCAUCCCCACCGGUAUCGGCGUGUUUACGCGCCGACGGAGUCCGAGUAUCUGCAGGAGGGAUUCAUCGCCACUCGGGUGGACACGGAUGAUCGCGCGAGGCUUAUCGGCAAUAAUGCCCCGACGUCAACCGGCUCCUUGAAUUAUCGCAACGAUCGAAUCAGAUCGCAGUCCCGCUACGCCCUCGAUUCGGACGAUGCCUCGUCAGUGAUAUCGGCGGACGCUUCGGCAGACCUCGAGUCCGGCUCCGCGGACGCUGAUGAGACCAACGAGACUAGCGAGACCAAUGAAACGAACGAGAGCGAGUCGAUCGAGCACGUGCCGCAUCCGCACGUUUUGGACGCUGGUUCGCCGCAUGGACCGCGAAGAUGCCUUCUGUGGGCCUGUAAAGCUUGCAAAAAGAAGACUGUCACCGUCGACCGGAGGAAGGCCGCUACUUUGCGCGAGAGACGACGCUUGAGAAAGGUUAACGAGGCCUUCGAAGUGCUUAAGAGGAGAACGAGCAACAACCCUAAUCAGCGUUUACCGAAAGUGGAGAUAUUACGGAAUGCUAUCGAGUACAUCGAGAGUCUCGAGGCGCUGCUGCAGGGAAAUCGACCCUCCGGACAUCAGGACCACCCUUCCGUCGAGAAUAUGAAUGGAGAGUCGUCGCAGUACGUGACGGACAGACUUCGGCAAUUCUCGGAUCCUUUGGCGAGGUUUCAACCAAUUAACGGUUUCGAGCAAACCGAGCAAGCAUUGUCUUCCCAGAAUAACGGCAGCAGCUUGGAUUGUCUCAGUAUGAUUGUGCAAAGCAUUAAUGGACCGUUACAACCGUCAUCCGAGAAUCAUUAUUCACCUCAUCACUGAAGUUGUACAAUAUCGAGUCUUGUUGAUCCCUCUUUGGAUCAAGCCUUCCUUCUUAACUUUUGAAAUGCAUGUCACUCGAGUUUUCAAUUGAAUGUGCAUGUAUAUACGUAAAAAUCCGACUAUCUUUUUCGAAACAUUUUGCAUUGUGCAGGAUGUUUCAAAAAUCAUUGAAAGUGUACUUUUAUCGAUUUGCAAAAUGAAGAUAAAGAUGCUGAGAUCCGUCAAUAAUAAAUUAGAUUUAUCUAAUUUAAAAAAAAAAUUAUCUAAUUAAAAAAAAAAAUAAAUAAAAAGGAGAAAGCGUGUCUUUAAACUAAAGGAAUUUCUAGUCGAGAAGAAGUAUGUACAUGAUUUCUGAAAUAUCGUGUACAUUUUAAUCGGUCUGACAAAUUCGCAAUGGUCUUUUUUUUUAUCGAAGCGAAAAUUACGGAUAUCAUGAGCGAUUAAAUUGAUAUUCGAUGGAGGCAUCCGGACAAAGUAGUAUAGAUUUCCGAUCAUCCGUCAUCAAAUCUAUGCGAGAUAUUGGAAACGUGAGAAAUAGAAAAAAAAAAAUACUUUAUCCAUAUGUAUACCAAAGAGAAAAUAUUUUAAAAGAUCAAUUCUAGAGAUUUUCUUUCCCCUUUGCGAAAGAACUUAGCUUAAUGUUAAUUAUAGCUACUAUUAUAUAAAGAGUGGAUGAUGACAGUUUAUAUAGCGAAGUAAGAGGCCAUUAUUUAAAUAUUUGCAAUAAAAACAAAAAAAUUCGCGUUUUGUUUCCAAUAGGAUUUAUAGAUUUUUAAAAGAUUAAUUUCUUUUUUUUUUUUCCUCGUCUCUGACUUUGAACGAUAUUAAUUUAAAACAAGUGCGAGGAUUCAGAGCGAUGUAAUUGCCAAAUAUUAAUUUAGAACAAACGCGAGAAAUGUACAAUUUAAUUGCCAAAAAUAUUUUUUGCGCUUUCAUACUUUUCGUACUUUCCUUGCUACCUCUGCAACACCUGCAUAGAUGAAGUCUACUAUCGUUAUUUUCAAAAUUAGUUUUUAUCUUCAUAAUUGUAAUUAUCAUCAAAAAAUAUAUUUCUUCUCGCGAUAUAGAACUUCUUUCUCAUUAAAUGUAUAAAGUUCUUUUUCUUUGCGUAUAUAUGCGUUGUUUUGCAUUUCAAUUUGAAAAUUAAGGAUUUAAAUACGUGAUAUUUUGGCGGAAAAUCUCUGUCUUAGUAUACAAUUUUAGGCGAGGCGUUUGUGCCUUGACACAUCAACAAAAUCGUUGGAACAAGUCGUCGAACUUCUCAAGUGCCUGCGAGAUAUAUGAUAUCGAUCGCGUGGAGUGUCUGUGUAACCGAACUUGUCAUCGAAUCCGCAAUGAUGUAAAUAUGCGGAAUUACGAAACAAUAAAGAGGAACGAAGGACGGA
Molecule: messenger RNA, 3413 nt
Organism: Cataglyphis hispanica
Lineage: Eukaryota; Metazoa; Arthropoda; Insecta; Hymenoptera; Formicidae
Gene: nau
Product: transcription factor SUM-1
Exons: 5
Coding region: 1069-2028 (319 amino acids)
Biological process (GO): regulation of transcription by RNA polymerase II; positive regulation of myoblast differentiation; muscle organ development
Molecular function (GO): RNA polymerase II cis-regulatory region sequence-specific DNA binding; DNA-binding transcription factor activity, RNA polymerase II-specific; protein dimerization activity
Source: RefSeq, a predicted model, not a curated record